Messenger RNA from Iphiclides podalirius (scarce swallowtail), 207 nucleotides. NCBI's taxonomy places the organism in Eukaryota, Metazoa, Arthropoda, Insecta, Lepidoptera, Papilionidae. The record is from the annotation of a GenBank genome assembly.
AUGUUCAAACUCCUGAUCUUCGCCGCUCUCCUGGCUUUCGCUGCAGCUAAGCCUCUGGUGUUCAGCUACACCGCGCCGUUAGCGGCGGCUUAUACCGCACCGGUGGCCGCCGCGUACACCGCUCCCGUUGCGUACUCAGCGUACAGUGCCUACUCGCCCGUCGCGUACUCUGCUUACCCGUAUUCCUCGCCCUAUGCCUAUUACAUC